CCACCUUUCAGCAGGCUUCUGCACUUCUACAUCUACAGCGGGCCAGCUUAAGACCUUGGCACCAAAUCAGAUAACAGUGGAAGUGAAUACACAGAUAACGAGCUUUUUUUUAACUGAUUGCAGACAUGUAGACAAUCGAGAAUUUGACAGGCCAUAACUCAUUACAGAUUUUACGACUUGGCAUUUGUUAGGUGAUUGAAUAAAACGUACACGGUGUAAAAUCCAAUUCAAUCGACGGAAAGUGAACGGCCCAAAAGCUGAUUCCUUAUAAUUAAUUUUUAUCAAAGACGGUUUCGCAUACCUAUGAUUAAUAUUUUGAAGUGUAAUUGAUCUCGAAACAACCCAAAAGGCUUUAGAAAUGCUUUGUGCUUCGGAGCCCGCGAUAAUAAAGAUGAAUCCGUCCGUUUUCAACUGGCUGAGGAUAGGGGCGACACGUCCGACACGGCAGCACGUUUUGAAACGUUUCGCAGGCCACCGGCCUCACUUACAAUUCAGGCAGUACCAGUGGAAAACAGGAGUUUACGGCCACAAACCAAAGGAGUCGAACAGAGUCCUAGGAGACAAAUGCAUAUUUGACCCUAAAAAUGACAAUGCAAAAUUAUACCCACUGGUUGCUGCUUAUAGGGAACACGGGCAUAAGAAAGCACAGACCAAUCCAGCAAAUUUUUCGACACAUACGUUGGAAGUUCCUGAGCUUAACUUGAAUUGCUACGGUCUAAAUUCAAAGGAAAAAUAUUCAUUUGAUGGAUUAUUGAAUGAUAAACAGGAUGGUACUGUUGAUGACGCUGUACAGUGGCUAGAGGAUACAUAUUGUGGCAAAAUAAGCGUUGAAUUCACUCAUCUAGAUAACCUAGAUGAGCGAGAAUGGUUUCAGAAAAAAUAUGAAGAAGUGGUUCACAAGCAUACAAUAGAUCAUGAGUAUGAAAAAGAAAAUUUGAAAGUUUUAUUACAGUCACAGACAUUUGAAAAUUUUCUCAAGUUGAAAUUUGUGACACUGAAACGAUAUAGUGGCGAAGGGGCAGAAAGUGCCCUGUCAUUUUUUCUAGAGCUCUUUAACAUAGCAAGCUUAGACGGUGUCACAGACAUAGUCGUAGCAGCGCACCACCGAGGGAGAUUAAGUUUCAUCACAGGGCUUCUAGGUAUGCCUCCAGAGAUAUUGUUUAGAAAAGUCAGAGGAAAAUCUGAAUUUCCUCCUGAGUACACACUGAAUGGAGAUGUCAUAAGCCAUUUAUGUCCAUCUGCCACUUUGAAGUACAACGGAAAAGAGAUUAAUGUUAGAAUGACCAAUUUGCCUUCUCAUUUAGAGGCAGUCUGUCCUGUGUCAUUAGGACAAACAAGGGCACUUCAACAGCUCAAAUCAGAAGGUGAUUAUGGAAAAAGCAAUGGCAGAUUUGGCGAUCAAGUUUUAAAUGUACAAGUUCAUGGUGAUGCUUCACUUAUGGGUCAAGGAGUAAGCCAGGAGAGUUUGAUUAUGAGUUGUCUACCACAUUUCCAAGUUGGUGGAUCCGUACAUUUGAUUAUUAACAAUCAAGUUGGCUUCACUACACCUCCUUCUUGUGGAAGGGGGACGCGGUAUGCUUCUGAUGUAGCAAAGAUCAUAUCUGCACCUGUGCUACACGUAAACGGAGAUUUCCCAAAUGAAGUCAUAAAGGCAACACGGAUUGCUAUGGAUUAUCAGCGAAAAUUCCGGAAGACUAUUUUUAUCGAUCUCAUCUGCUAUAGAAAAUGGGGACAUAAUGAGGUAGAUGAUCCAACAUUUACAAAUCCUUCUCUCUAUAGAGUUAUUAAUAGUAAGAGUACUGUUCCUGAUAUGUAUGCUGCUUAUUUAAUUAAUAAAAAAGUCACAACAAAGGAAGAAGUUAAUAAAAUUGAGAAUGAUUAUUCGAAAGAACUUAAUAAACGUUUCCAUGGAGUUGAUUCAUUCGUUCCACAGGUAUAUAACCAAGAAUUAUGGAGCAAUUAUCGCCUAGCACCAAAUGCAGUCACAUCAUGGGACACAGGGCUAGAUACAGAUCUUUUAAGGUUUAUUGGAGAAAAAUCAGUCGAAGCUCCUGAAAAAUUUCCUCUUCAUCCUAACUUGGUAAAAAACCAUAUACAGUCACGAUUAUCUAAAUUACAGUCAGGAAAUUCACUAGACUGGGGUACUUGUGAGGCAUUAGCUAUAGGCUCUCUUUUAUACCAAGGUUUUAAUGUGAGAAUUUGUGGACAAGAUGUCGGCAGAGGGACAUUCGCUCAUAGACAUGCCAUAUUCGUAAAUCAUGAAACUGACGAUGUCUAUGUUCCUUUGAACAAUAUUAGCCCUGAACAACAUGGUCAUUUGGAGAUUGCAAACAGUCAUCUAUCCGAAGAAGCAGCCUUAGGUUUUGAGUAUGGAUUCAGCUCUAUUUCACCAAUAAAUUUAGUUAUUUGGGAGGCUCAAUUUGGGGAUUUUUUCAACGGUGCUCAAAUUCAAAUAGACACGUAUAUUACUUCAGGAGAAGAUAAGUGGUUAACUCAAAGUGGAAUUGUAUUGUCAUUACCUCACGGAUACGAUGGAGCGGGGCCAGAACACAGCUCUUGUAGAAUGGAAAGAUUUUUGCAGUUGUCAAAUUCAGAUGAAACAAAACCUGAUGGCGACAGUGUGAAUAUACAUGUUGUUUAUCCAACAACAGCAGCUCAGUAUUUCCAUUUGCUCCGGCGCCAGAUGAUCCGAAACUUUAGGAAACCUUUAAUUGUCGUCGGGCCCAAAAUAAUAAUUCGAGCUCCCGAGGCUUCUUCAUCUCUUCAUGAAAUGGGACCCAACACUUCUUUUAUUCCGGUUAUAGGAGACCGAACGGUUACCGACGAGAAAAAAAUUCACAAAAUUUUACUAGUUUCUGGAAAACAUUAUUUCCCGUUGAACGAUUAUAAAGAGAAGAACAAUAUUACAGAUACAGCAAUUAUAAGAGUAGAACAAUUGGUGCCAUUUCCAGUUGUACAACUACGAGAUGAAUUGGCUAAAUUCUCAAACGUGAAAGAAUAUGUGUGGGCUCAAGAAGAGCCUCAAAAUAUGGGGGCUUGGACAUUUAUGAAACCAAGAUUUGAGAAUCUUAUUGGCAAAAGGUUGAAAUUUGUCGGCAGACCACCAUAUGCAGCCCCUGCAGUUGGCAUCGGAGAAAUUCAUAAAAAGGAAGCGCAAUAUGUAAUCGAACAGCCGUUUAAAAUGAAUUGAACAAAUUCAAUUUGUAAAUUUAUUAAUUUGUAUAUAAACCAAAUAAUACUGACUAUUUGGAGAA
Molecule: messenger RNA, 3254 nt
Organism: Cimex lectularius (bed bug)
Lineage: Eukaryota; Metazoa; Arthropoda; Insecta; Hemiptera; Cimicidae
Product: probable 2-oxoglutarate dehydrogenase E1 component DHKTD1, mitochondrial
Exons: 20
Coding region: 359-3190 (943 amino acids)
Biological process (GO): tricarboxylic acid cycle
Molecular function (GO): oxoglutarate dehydrogenase (succinyl-transferring) activity; thiamine pyrophosphate binding
Source: RefSeq, a predicted model, not a curated record